GGGGGCAAGACUCAGACUUGCGUCGCUGGCAGCAGCUGUGCGCGUGCGGCGGGCGUGGCCACAGAAAGACGAGGGGCGGAGGUUUCCUCUCCCCUAAGGCCAGGGCUUCUCCGGGGCUAGACUGCUUUCCCCACCCCCGGCCCAGGACCCAGAUCGGUCUGGCAGACACCGCGUGGAUGCGACAGUGGCCUCUGACCCAGCGCCCUGCCUGUGCAGCAGCCGCAAGCCCUACAACAGAGGUGUGCGCAGGGGUGCGCGUUUGACUGGGGGACUGAGGCCCGGAACGCGACCCAAAGCGCGGACACGGCAGAGUGGGUGGUGGGCUGAGCCCGCGCGGGAGCCACCUCGGUCGCCAGCCUCUGAAGGCCCUGCUGGGUCCAUUGGCCCUGAUGGCGGCGGCAGCGCAGAGGGACCUGGUGCAGGACCAACUGCAGAAAGCCAAGGAUGCUUACAUAACUACCCUCAUGUGAGGCCCAGCAUCUAAUUUGAAGGCCCUACACACAGCUUUCCAAGCCAACAGCCCCCAGUCAGGGCACACCAGGGCCUUUCUCUUUUCUCCAUUGCAGUGCUCUGCCCUUGCUGUGCCUGCCCUUAGGUCUCUAAGAAGCCUUCAGUGAUGGUGACUGACUCCCUGGCUACACAGGGCUGUGUGACCUUUGAGGACGUGACCAUUUACUUCUCCCAGGAAGAGUGGGCACUGCUGGAUGAGGCACAGAGACUCCUAUACUGCGAUGUGAUGCUGGAGAAUUUUGCACUCAUAGCCUCUCUGGGGCUGACAUCUUUCAGGUGCCAUGUCAUUGCCCAACUUGAGAUGAGGAGACAACCCUGGGUGCCUGACAGAGUGGAUGUGACUUCAACCAUCAGUAGAGGGGCUUUUGGCAGGCCUGGCACUGAUUUUUGCUGUAGAACAGAGGGUAAAGUGUUACCUUCUGAGCAGUGUAUUUCUGGACAAGGAAUAUUACAGGAUCGAAAUCCCAAGACACCUCUGUCAAUGAAGAAGACUUACUCCUGUGACACAUGUAGCCUACCUGUGAAAGACAUUUUGUAUCUGGAUGAACAGCAGGCAACACAUGCCAGGCAGAAACCCCAUAUGAGUGAGACAAACAGAACGAAGGUCAAGUUCAAUAUAAACUUUUCCAGGCCACAGGUGCCGAAGAAUGAGGACAAGCCUUCCAGAAGGGAGGAGUGCAGGGCCUCUCCGGGAAUGACCUGCCCAGACCGCACAUCCCCGAAGCCUUUCAUGUGUGGGGAGGAGAAGGAGGAUUUGGUGGCCACAGCAGACUUUGUUCAGCAUCACAUCACUGCCAGUGUGGAGAAGGCACACAGGCAUUCUGGAGGAGCGUUAUUUUUUCCUACUGCCCAAAGGCCUGACAGGAGCAGUCAAUCUAGGGAUGCUUUCAGUGACACCCCCACACUUGUUCAUCAGCAGAGAGUGCACAGUGGGGAGAGGCCCUAUGAAUGCAGCAAGUGUGGGAUAUUCUUUAGCAAUUCCUCCAGCCUCAUGCAACACCAGAGAGUUCACAAUAGAGGAAAACCAUAUGAGUGUUCUGAGUGUGGCAGAUUCUUUAGCCAGCACUCUAGUCUUGUAAAACAUCAGAGAGUUCACACUGGUGAAAGCCCCCACGUGUGUAGUCACUGUGGGAAAUUCUUCAGCCGAAACUCCAACCUCAUCCAGCAUAAGAGGGUUCACACUGGUGAAAAGCCAUAUGAGUGUAGUGAAUGUGGGAAAUUCUUUAGCCGAAACUCCAGCCUCAUCCAGCAUAAGAGGGUUCACACUGGUAGAAGUGCUCAUGAAUGCAAGGAAUGUGGGAAAUCCUUUAAUUGCAACUCCAGUCUAAUAAAACAUAGGAGAGUUCACACUGGAGAAAGACCUUAUAAGUGCAAUGAAUGUGGGAAAUUCUUUAGCCACGUUACCAGUCUCAUUCAGCACUAUAUAGUUCACACUGGGGAACGACCUUUUGGGUGCAGUGAAUGUGGGAAAGCCUUUAGCCGAAGCUCUGACCUCAUAAAACAUCGGAGAGUUCACACUGGUGAACAGCCUUAUGAAUGCAUUGAGUGUGGGAGGUUGUUUAGCCAAAGUUCCAGCCUCAAUAGUCAUCGAAGACUUCACACUGGUGAGCGGCCUUAUCAGUGCAGUGAGUGUGGAAAAACCUUCAGACAAAGGUCUAAUCUGAGGCAGCACCAGAUAGUUCACAAACCAGACAGGCCUUACAAGUGUGAUGAAUGUGACAAAGCCUUCAGCCAAAGGCCCACCCUUAUUCGGCAUCAGAAAAUACACAGCAGAGAAAGAAAUGCAGAGAAUGUGUGUCCUGGAGCUGGGGAUUUAGCUCAGUGGCACAGCACCUGCCUGGCAAGUGCAAGGUCAUGAGUUCUAUUCCCAGUACCAGAAAAAAAAAAAAGAGAGUGUUGUCCUUUUUAGUACAGGUGCACAUAGCAGAGAGAGACUAUGACAGUGGAUAUUAUGAAGGAGCAUCAGCCAGAUGUUGAACCUCAUUCAUCCAUGCAGUCACACUGAGGAGGUUCCCUUUAUAACUAGAUACAGUGGACACUUUCCAGAGCUAAGCUGUAUUUGUCUGGUUUGUCACUUCUAGAGUUUGGGACAGAAGCCAUCUCAGCUUUGUGUAUUUUGCAGCCUCCAGAGCGUAUCAUCCACUGUACUGUCUCAGGGAAAGCAAAUCUGUUUUCUUUCCAGUUUGUGAAGGGAAUCCUGAGUUCCUGAGGCGCUGGAUGGAUGUCAAUUUCUUAUGACUACUUUAGGUGUGGGCAUGACCCAUUUUGUGUAUGCUGACCUAAAUGGGGGUCUGCUGGCAGCUUACUGUGAAUGUUUCUUUUUCAGGGACACUAAUCAGUCUAAUGUGAUGUUUAUGAUGGAUUUAUCCAUCCUUCAUGUGACCCCCCCAAACUACCCACUGUAAAUUGCUGUGGUUCAUGUGAUAUUGUAAGAGCAAUAUUAAAACCAACACCUUUAUAGGUGGACCAUCAUAUUCAUCUUUGAGUGAUUACACUAGCUUCAAGUCAGAGAUAAUGUGACUCAGCUUUGUCUGACUACAUCCAGCUGCACUGUACCCUACAAACAUACUCUGUGUUGCUGACUUACCCCCAGACUCAUUUUUUUUGUUUUGUUUUUAUCCUGGUACCGGGAAUCAAACUCACAACCUCACUCUUGCCAGGCAGGCGCUGUGCCACUGAGCUAAAUCCCCAGGCCCACCCCCGGACUCUUGCCUUACAAUUAGUGACCCCCUCUUACUAAACUUGUCCUGGGUCUGCCUAACGAUGUAGGACCAUACAUAUAUAACCAAUUAUAGAAGGACCCACUAUCAACUGUUAUACUUCCUGCUUGUGAAAUCUAUAUAAGUUUCUAUUUGACUCUAAGUCAGGGUUGAUGAUUAGGAACUGAUUCCCAGCAGCCCACCCAUGUAAUAAAGUUGUUGCCUUCCAAGUGCUUCA
Messenger RNA from Chinchilla lanigera (long-tailed chinchilla), 3447 nucleotides. Its product is annotated as zinc finger protein 792. Gene Ontology annotation, biological process: negative regulation of transcription by RNA polymerase II. NCBI's taxonomy places the organism in Eukaryota, Metazoa, Chordata, Mammalia, Rodentia, Chinchillidae. The transcript is spliced from 5 exons. The coding region runs from base 617 to 2368 and encodes 583 amino acids. The record is from RefSeq and is a predicted model, not a curated record. Gene Ontology annotation, molecular function: DNA-binding transcription repressor activity, RNA polymerase II-specific; RNA polymerase II cis-regulatory region sequence-specific DNA binding.